Messenger RNA from Mercenaria mercenaria, 2898 nucleotides. RefSeq names its product b(0,+)-type amino acid transporter 1-like. Bases 94 to 1542 code for a protein of 482 amino acids. Gene Ontology annotation, biological process: amino acid transmembrane transport. The transcript has 2 exons. Lineage: Eukaryota; Metazoa; Mollusca; Bivalvia; Venerida; Veneridae. The record is from RefSeq and is a predicted model, not a curated record. Gene Ontology annotation, molecular function: L-amino acid transmembrane transporter activity. Gene Ontology annotation, cellular component: membrane.
UGUUCUUAAAAAUACAUUAACCUUAUUAAAAAGUCGGUGCUUCUUUGAAAUUGAUUAUUUUAUCAAUAAUAUUUGGGUUUAUAUCGCAAAAAAAUGACGGAAAAUAAAACGAGCGAAUGGAAAGAUGCUGAAGUUGAAAUUGAGUACGUACGACCUCGGUCUCAAAUUGGUUUAUUUGGAGCAGUGGCAUUUGGCAUGGGGUCAAUGAUUGGCUCAGGAAUAUUCAUAUCUCCAAAGGGGGCUCUUCAAAAUGCAGGCUCACCUGGGAUGAGUCUGGUAAUGUGGGCUUUGUGUGGAAUUCUGUCUCUGUUGAUGGGACUUGUCUACGGAGAACUUGGAACACUUGUGCCGCUAUCAGGAGGAGAUUAUACAUAUAUCAGAAAAGGCUUGGGAAGUGUACCUGCAUUUCUUGCAGUUUGGAUAUAUACACUAUUUGGAAGUACAGGCUCUAUGGCAGUAUUGUCUUUAGUAUUUGCUGAUUAUCUACUUGCAUUGCUGUUUGGGUCAUGUCAACCACCGGAUAUAAUGCGGCAGAUCAUUGCUGCAUUGAUGAUAAUUACACUAUGCAUAACAAAUGUAAUCAGCGUAACAUUUGGUGCAUAUACACAAAUCAUUUGCACAGUUGCUAAAACAUUAGCUCUUAUUGUAAUUUCCAUCGGCGGAAUCGUAUUCUUAUGUGAAGGAUCUGUAGAAAAUUUACAAAAUAUGUUCAAGGACUCGUCAACUGAUGUUACCGGUUACUCACUGGCUAUAUACAGCUGUAUGUUUGCUUACCAUGGAUACAGUCGUAUAGGAGAAAUUGCCGAAGAACUGGAAAAUCCAAAACAAAACAUUCCAAGGGCUGUUAUCAUUUCUGUUAUAAUAGUUACAAUGGUAUAUGUAAUAACCAAUUUGUCAUAUUUUGUAUUGUUACCAAAGGAUGAAUUUCUCCACUCAUCUGCUGUAGCAUAUGACUGGGGAUUAAAAGGGAUUGCUCCGGUGGCCUUCCUUAUUCCCUUAAGUGUAAUGUGUUCUGUUUACGGCGCUAGUAACGGAAACGGAUUUAGUACUGGAAGAGUAAUGUUUUCUGCUGCGCGCGCAGGACAUUUUCCGGAAGUAAUGUCUUUUCUUCAUGUUCAGACAUCGGUACCUGUUGUCUCAAUUGUUGUUAUGCACGCCAUCAGUUUAAUAAUGCUUGCUGCAGGAGAUAUUAGCGUACUCAUUAACUUUCUAAGUUUUGUUACGUUUAUUGUUGUUUUAAUGACAACAAUGGCUCUACUACGUUUACGGUAUGAAAUGCACAAAAAUAAGGUACAACACGACGGUUUUAAAACGCCAAUCAUUAUUCCUAUAGUGACAGCACUAAUUUGCAUAUUCAUGAUUGUCUCUCCUCUGGUAAAUAAUCCAAGGAUAGAAUUUUUGUAUGGAUCUGGUAUUGUUAUAUUUGGACUUAUAAUUUAUGUGCCUUUGGUUCACUUCCAGUUGAGCGUUCCUGGUGUUGGCAGUUGCACGACAUUCUUACAACUUCUUUGUAAUGUUUCUCCCACACAAAAGGUUGACUGAAGAGAUACUUAUGAAGUUAAAAUGGGUUAAUGUAAAUCUGAGUUUCAAAAUCCACUUCAUUACUAUUGAACAAUAUCCAAGGCAUGCUCUUUGUAAGAAUGAUUUCAGAAACAAGCAAUUAUAGCGCCAUAAUAUUUAUCUAAUUUAUACUACACCCUUUUCAUGGUAAAUACGUUCAAAGGUGUGCGACGAAGUUUGCUUCGAAAGUGUAGAUCUAGAAUGUAUUUGUGUCCAGGCUAAAUGUACACUGUAUAUCUUUUGCUAAUAUACUGCAUAUUUCAUAAGGUUUUCCGAAAUACUAACAAGUCUGAAAAAGAUCUUGUUGUUUUGUUAAAAUAUUGCAAUACUUAGCACUUAUAUUGCUAUUUAUGUUUCAUUGAACCUAUAGCAAAGUAUUGGCUAGAAACAAUGUCAUGAAACGUGUUACGCUUAAAUGAAUUGUUCGUACUUAAAAUAUUGGUAUUAAAAUUUUGAAAAUGUUUUAUCUUUUAAUAUCAAAUGGCAAACUGUGACCCAGCAUUUUUAUUUGUUUUAUUAGACCUCACAUUGAAAGGCCAACUUGAUAACAGAUGAAAGAUUAAAAACACACACCCAAUUAAAUAGUUAACGCCAUGAUAUAAGUUCUAUGUCAAGGGCUCUCUAUAAACAAAGGACGGGAGAGAAAAUAAUAAUGUCUGCAGACUUGUGACACAGUUUGUGUUUUAGCACCAAACAGAAGCAUCAUUAUACGGUUUCUGAUAGCGCACUUCAACUGUCUCGGUCUUUACAUGGAGGCAUUACUCCCAUUGUAAUGAUGACCCUGCUAUAUUUUCACGAAGGGGAUAAUGACAGCCCUGUUUAAAGGUGGAUAAUCAGAUUUUGGCCAUGUAACGGAUUUGUUCGAAACUUUAGCAUCUGAUCAUUUACACUCAUUUAUGUUCACUUAACACUUAAUACAAAUUAGAUUUUCACUGGAGGUAUUUUUAAAAUUUCAUUUUCCUAUCCUGGUUGCCCAACCAAGAUAGAGUUAUUUUAUCAUAAGUAUAAAUUUGAUAAACAUACUUUGCCUAAGGAAAUGCAUAAAUAGUAGACAUAUUGUAAUAUAUUUGUAAAAAAGUUGCAUUAAAAAUUAUGUAUCUAGAUGGAAUUCAUUAGAAACGCAAGUUUGAAAAAUUAUUAUUACCUCCCUUUGCCUAUCUUGGUUGCGCAACCAAGAUAGAUUUGAAAUAAAUGAAUUCAGAAGCUACACACAGCUUUUAAACUUGCAUUUUGGUUCAGAUUGUUCAAUAAUUGAUAUGUCUAUCAAAUGCAAAUGUAAAACUAGACAUUGUAUCGAAAUAAAAAGAAAUACCCAGCUUUUUAUACACUUUCAUAUUA